Seminavis robusta is the source of this 1332-nucleotide messenger RNA. The record is from the annotation of a GenBank genome assembly. Lineage: Eukaryota; Bacillariophyta; Bacillariophyceae; Naviculales; Naviculaceae.
AUGGAUAUUCCCGAAUAUAUUGAUGAUCCCGACGACCUGCCUCCUGAGGUGGACGUCCACGGGGAACCUCGAAUGAUUGAGAAUGGGUGUGAUGUCAUGCCCGACGAUUGGGACGAAGAAGACGAUGGCGAGUGGGCGCCUGCUCUCGUCGAGAAUCCCGACUAUCAAUGGACCCCGCGACAAAUUCGAAAUCCAGAGUACGUAGAACCACCAACAUUUUCAGAAAAGUUAUACACCGAAGUCCAGGCAGCCUUGCCGUGGGUCACACUGGGCAUUCUGCUGACGGGCCUAUUAUCGAGUGUCACGUCAAAUCUACCAUUGGAUUUGUUUAUGACAGGUCUCUUGAACACCAAUACCAAUGGCACGGGUAUAGUGCAACUUCUAUGGGCGGCCGUGGCAGGACUCACGGUCCCCUUGUGCAGCUGUGGAGCCUUACCACUGUGUGCCGGGCUCCUCCAUGGAACCAGCAGCAAUACUCCAGGAUUACCUCUUUCCAUUGUCAUGGCCUUCUUGACGGCCUCCCAAUCCGCUGGGAUCGAUAGUGCAGCCAUUACCUAUGGAUUACUAGGACCCACCGCCAUGAUGGGACGAUUGCUGGGAGCCAUGCUUCUGGCCGUGGCGGUGGGAUUGGCAUGUCCUUCUUCAUCCCAUAAACAACAGUCGAAAACCAAAAAUCUGCUAGAAGAGACGUGUCAUCCAUCCGUCUCGACCUACUCUGGCAUUGUCACUAUUUGGUUCGAGACAGCCCUGGAAAUCUACCCGACGGUCUUGACUGGAUUGGCGCUCAGCACGGCUGCCUUGCACUAUCUACCCUCCUUGACCAAUUACAGCAGUUUUCACAAUGACGAAACAACAACCACCACGACUACUGCUAUAAUUCACACACUCCUCACGAGAGGAACCGUCCUGGCAUCGGCCAUUCCACUCCAAUUGUGCGAACACACAUCCGUCACAUUGGCUGCUGCGUUGCAAAAAGCGGGCGGAUCACCGGGAUUGGCGUUUGGAUUCUUGCUGUCGGCACCCGCCAUCAAUCUGCCCAGUCUCUUGUUUGUCGCCACGGCGGCUUCGGUCCGCGCCAUGCUACAAAUCGUCACGACUCUCACCGUCACGGCCGUCAUUCUCUCUUGUGUGGCGGAUGCCGCCCACCUCGAUUUCAUGGCGGGACAUGCCACGGGAGAUAUGGCCACCCUGCCCGACUGGUUUGCUGGGAAUUGCACUUAUCUAGCGGUCAUGCUGGUGGUGGGUGGGCUGCUGCAAAAGUAUUCCACGACAGCAUCCAAUAAGAGUGGGGACUGUUGCGAUACUAGCAACGGCAAGAUCAAGGCAGAAUAA